UCUUGUUUCCUCUUUCUUGUUUUCCUUUUUUCUCUUUUCUUUUUUUUAUUGUCCUGCCCACACACCCGCCGUAGUCCAUUCACGCUGCUUGUUAGUCUACCACACAUACAACACACACACACACACACACUUGCAUUUCUUCUUUUCUUUUCUUCCACACUUACAUUCACAGGCUAGCAACUCUGCUUCUAUUGUUGUUCUUUUGACCCCAAGUUAUGCGAGAACCAAAUAUAUCGUACAUGUCCCACAGCCGACCCGCUGUCUGCAUUACUUCGGGUGUUUACGACAGGCGUGCGCUUGAUUGCACAGCCACAGUCCCACUAAUUAAUUCACUGACGCAUCUCGCCUAUCUCACAUCGACUUCGCCGCGCAUCAGAGAAAUCCUGGUGACUGACGGCGGAUUAGAAAGACUUGUGCGGAUUCUAUCGACUUUUGACCUUCCGAACGAUCGGCGUCAUCUGUGGAAAUGGUCGCUUGCGUUCCAAUGCGUGGUGAACAUUGGAGUAAGGGGCACAGAACGGAUCAGAACUCGAGUUGUAGAAGCAGGUGCGAUUCAUAUUGUGACACGAGUGUUGGAGAACUUUCUGCGGGCCGUAGACAAAGCCAGACAACAAAAUCUUAGUCAAAACAAACGGGAUCCGCAGCCUAUCAUUGUGCUGUCGCCCACGACAUCUAGAGGAUACAAUGUCCUUCACCGAUUACCACCGCCUGCCGAUACGAUUGCUCACAUGUUAACGAUGCCACCAUCGUCGGAAUUACCGACGCCUCCACCAACAACAACAACAACCUCUUCUUCUUCUUUACCAGCAUCUUCCAACAAUAACAACAAUAAUCAAUUUCGCAUACCAUCCGCAUCUGCAUCUCUCUCAUAUAACCAUGACAACAGCAACAACAGCACUACCCCGCAUGAUACCACCCACGACCAAAAUAUAGUUAACAACAGCAAUGAUGGUCGAGUCCAUCGCAUUCGGCUUUCAUCGGCAGCCAUGCAUCGACGAUCCACGUUUCCAUACAUCAAGAUCGACUCUGCUCAGCGCAGACGCAAUCGAUUGAUCAGAGUACCGACGAGUCCAGUAUCAGAAUGGCGCGAUCCCAGAACGUCCAACAUUGAUAAUCUCUUUUAUCGCGAAGAAGACAUUCUGUUAUCGCUCCAGCUACUCGCCUACCUGUCAAAAUACCCACACAUCCGCAACGUUUUCCAUUCAGCAUACGAGAUGAACGUCUUUUCGCUUGUUGAACGCUUUUGCCAUUGGCUUCAUGCGUCACCGGUCCAGUACUGGGCUGGCGUGAUCAUGCGCAACGCUUGCCGAAAGGAUGAAACGCAGGGCGGAAUUCGUCGGUGUGCCAAUAUGCAUUGCGGCAAGUGGGAAAAGCAACAGCGCGAAUUUGCGAAAUGCCGAAGAUGCCGCAAAGCGAAAUAUUGUAGCAAGGCUUGUCAAAGUCGGGCUUGGGCCGAAGGUCAUCGUUGGUGGUGCGUCGAACGACCAGAGACGUCUGCAAGUGCAACGAUAGCUGCAACAGCAGCUGCGACGGCUGUAACAACUCCAGCAACAGCAACUACAGCUGCUACUGCUACUACUACUGCUACUACUACCACAGCUACGACAGCAACCAAUCAUACAGUAUCGUCGGUGGUGGCUACUGUUGAUGCUGCAACAAACACACCCGCGCCUGCAACGAUUCAGGAUACCAUCGGUGCAAACCCCCUUGCUGAAACAGGUGCGGCUGAUCACCAGCGACAACAGCAACAUCACCAUCAUCAUCAUCACCACCAUCACCACCACCACCACCACCAGCAACAACAGCAACAACAACAACAGCAGCCACAACCACAACCACAGCAGCAAUCGCCCGCCAUGAUGAACACCACAUCCGGCGUAGUUACCGAGGACGAUACAGUGCAGACAAUGGUGGACGCUGCUACACGAACCAUACUGUAAUAUCUCCUUCUCAUCUCGUAUCGUUCCAACAUAAUAUAUAUAUAUAUAUAUGUCUUCCGUGUAAUUCAUUUUAUGGCUUUCUCUUCACCCUAUUUCUCUCUUUUUGCUCGUUUUCAUAUGCGUAUUAAAUACUCCACACAAUCACUUCCACAUACAUACACAUUUUCUCUAUUUAAUAACUCUCUCUUUCCCAGCAUUGUUACUAUGUAUUUUGUUUCUUCCUGACCUGCUUUUCUUCUGCCACCCACUCCACACAUAACAAUCGUAUAACCGACAAGAGCAGAUACCUCGCUAAUUAAAAAAUGCUAUUUCGAUUGAAUUUGGUUAUCUGGAGGGAACAGGUAUGGGCUGACGCGUGUAUUGUAUACUGGUUCUCG
This is a messenger RNA of Zychaea mexicana, 2317 nucleotides long. RefSeq lists its product as uncharacterized. NCBI's taxonomy places the organism in Eukaryota, Fungi, Mucoromycota, Mucoromycetes, Mucorales, Lichtheimiaceae. The transcript is spliced from 2 exons. Gene Ontology annotation, cellular component: MUB1-RAD6-UBR2 ubiquitin ligase complex. The record is from RefSeq and is a predicted model, not a curated record. Gene Ontology annotation, biological process: establishment or maintenance of cell polarity; ubiquitin-dependent protein catabolic process. The coding region runs from base 216 to 1940 and encodes 574 amino acids.